GGACAGCGGCGGCGGCGGCGUUACCUGCAGGGGCGGGAGGCAGGGCGCCCACAGCUGCACGUACACACGGCCUCCGUAUUUAAAGCGGAGACAGAGGAAGAGGACACAGGAAACAACAGGGAGGAAAGGGCAAAAGUUUAUCUCUGCGCUUGCUGGAUCCCGGCUUCUGUCUGACGACCGGAGUGUACCCUGCUGUUAGAUUAAAACAAAAACUACCAGUAAACAAAUGCCAACACUCGAGGAGCACUGCUGGAGUUGCUCUUGCACCAGAAAUAUAGACAAGGAAAGCAAAAAUUUUAGCACUUGGCUAACGCUGAGAGCAGGAGAAGCCAUGUCCUCGCUCAGCUCUCUCCUCAGUCUCGCCUACAGCACCUUAGCCAGCAGCCAAGGCCGCAGCCUGAUCCGGAGGAGCUUGGUCCUCUUUAUUGUUGGUGUAUUUCUUGCCUUGGUGCUCAACCUUCUCCAGAUCCAAAGGAAUGUGACGUUAUUUCCUGAGGAAGUCAUUGCUACCAUCUUCUCUUCCGCUUGGUGGGUCCCACCAUGUUGUGGUACAGCGGCUGCUGUUGUUGGCCUUCUGUAUCCCUGCAUCGACAGCCACCUUGGUGAACCUCACAAGUUCAAGAGAGAGUGGGCCAGCGUCAUGAGAUGCAUCGCAGUUUUUGUCGGCAUUAAUCAUGCUAGUGCUAAACUGGAUUUUGCAAAUAAUGCUCAGCUGUCAUUGACCCUUGCAGCCCUGUCUUUGGGCCUGUGGUGGACCUUUGACCGCUCUCGCAGUGGCCUGGGGCUUGGAAUCACGAUAGCCUUUCUUGCAACACUCAUCACACAGUUCCUUGUCUACAAUGGAGUUUACCAGUACAUGUCCCCAGACUUCCUAUAUAUCCGCUCCUGGCUGCCAUGUAUAUUCUUUUCUGGAGGAGUAACUGUGGGAAAUAUAGGGAGGCAACUAGCUAUGGGUCCUACAGAUAAAGUGCACACGGACUAGAUACCUCACCUUGCCAUACUUAAAUGUACCAAGAGAAGAAUGAGGCACGUUUCGGGGAAAAGCUUGCAAACUUUUCACCUGCAAACUCAUUAAACUGUGAAGGCUGUCACUUCGUUAUUUGGUUAGUACAUUCUACUGUGUGCGGAAUCUUGUUCUAGCUCUAUGGAUUUUUACCACAUCGGACUAUUCCUAUAUUUGGAGGAACUGCGAUAAGAGGAGAACAAAUCACCCCAAUAAUGCAUCUUUUCCAUGAUCGCUGCAGUUUUGUUUGUUUUUUUUGUCUCUGUAGUGGUAGGACGUCAGAUGUCUUCUGCAUGGAGUAAUAGGCUGGGGUGCCAGCUUGAAGUACCAGUAUUACAAUUUCAUUCUGAGAAGAUAAGGAGGAAAUGACUGUUAUGGAGUUUUGCUACGACGUCUGGAAGUCCUAAUGGAUGCAAGAAAAGAGGGAAAAAAAUAAGAUUAAGUGAUAGGAGUUUAUUGUUUGUCUACCAUGGAAAAUAAGGCUGUGGGCAAAAAAGCUGUAGCAUGAAGGGGAAACGUAGUUGAGGCCACCAAAUCUAAUCUAGGGGGCAGUAUGUUGAGUUGUCCUUAAUACUUGCUAGGCCCAUAUUAGCAACAGGGGUGAGAGUCUCCAGCAUACUGAACUGUGAUGGUAGCUGAGACUAUAGUAAUACGCAUUCUAAAAAUAAGCUACAUGAUCAGUUUCGACCAGAAAGUAGCUAGCCCUGGUGACCACUAGAAGCUGGAAAAUUUUCCACUUUGGCUUAAUGUAUAUGACUGAUUGCUGGGCCAAGUGGCUGGAUCAUCAGAUGGUUUGGCUUUCUUGCUGUUAGAAGGUGGCAGUGUAGGCAGAGAUGCUUGACUGCAAUCUUCUGACUAGAAUUGUCAGCCUGCGUAAAGGCUCGUGGUUGGAUAAAAUUCCUGUGGGGCCACCUUUCCAACGAUGUUAGGCCUCAUUCACACAGCCAUAUUUUCGGCCCACAUCCGGAUCGGACACGGACCCAUUCAUUUCUAUGGUGCCGCAAAAAAUGUCAUCCAUGUGCUGUCCACAUCUGAGGCCAUGCAGCAAAUUAUUGAACAUG
This is a messenger RNA of Bufo bufo (common toad), 2064 nucleotides long. RefSeq names its product insulin induced gene 1 (gene INSIG1). Gene Ontology annotation, biological process: SREBP signaling pathway; cholesterol biosynthetic process; SREBP-SCAP complex retention in endoplasmic reticulum. Gene Ontology annotation, cellular component: SREBP-SCAP-Insig complex; endoplasmic reticulum. The record is from RefSeq and is a predicted model, not a curated record. Bases 227 to 982 code for a protein of 251 amino acids. The transcript is spliced from 6 exons. NCBI's taxonomy places the organism in Eukaryota, Metazoa, Chordata, Amphibia, Anura, Bufonidae.